GAGCCGGGGGCGGGGUGGCGGCGGCGGCGGCCCCGGGCGGCCCCGCGGCCCCGCGAACCAAGACCAAGAAGAAGCAGAAGCGCUUCGUGCCGCAGCGGGUGAAGGUGCCGCGGGCCGCAGACCCGCUGCUGGCCGUGCUGGCUUGGGGCGUUAACCAUCAGAUCAGCGAGCUGAGCCAGGUCCCGCUGCCCGUUAUGCUGCUGCCCGACGACUUCAAAGCCAGUUCCAAAAUCAAGGUCAACAACCACCUUUUCAACCGGGAGAACCUGCCCAGUCACUUCAAGUUCAAGGAAUACUGCCCCCAGGUGUUCCGUAACCUCCGCGAGCGCUUCGGCAUCGACGACCAGGACUAUCAGGUGUCCCUGAGCCGCAGCCCCCCGCAGUGGGAGGGCAGUGGGCGGCGCUUCCUGCUCUCAGCCGAUCGCACGCUGGUGCUCAAGGAGCUGUCGAGCGAGGAUGUGGCCGAUGUCCACGGGCUCCUGUCCCACUACCACCAGUACGUGGUGCAGUGCCAUGGCAGCACGCUGCUGCCCCGCUUCCUGGGCAUGUACCGGGCCAGCGUGGACAGCGAGGAGACCUACCUGCUGGUCAUGAGGAACAUGUUCAGCCACCGCCUGCCAGUGCACAGGAAAUAUGACCUGAAGGGCUCCCUUGUGUCCAGAGAGGCCAGUGACAAGGAGAAGGGGAAGGAUUUACCCACCCUGAAGGACGUGGACUUCCUGAACAAGAAUGAGAAGAUCUACGUGGGGGAGGAGGACCAGAAGGACUUCAUGGAGAAGCUCAAGAGGGACGUGGAGUUCCUGGUGCAGCUGAAGAUCAUGGACUACAGCCUCUUGCUGGGGAUCCACGAGGUGGGAAGAGCAGAGCAGGAGGAAGAGGAGGAGGUGGAGGAAGAUGAAGGGGGAGGGGGUGGUGAGGAAGGGGGGGGCUCCUAUGGGACCUCCCCUGAGGGCAUUGGCAGUUACCUCAACUCCCACCGGCCCCUCGGCCCCGGCGACUUCGAUCCCUACGUCGACGUCUACGCCCUGCGCGGCACCGAGGCUGCCCCCCGGCGUGAGGUGUAUUUCAUGGGGCUGAUCGAUGUCCUCACCCAGUACGACGCCCGCAAGAAGGCGGCUCACGCGGCCAAGACGGUCAAGCACGGGGCAGGAGCAGAGAUCUCCACAGUGCACCCUGAGCAAUACGCCAAGCGCUUCCUCGACUUCAUCACCAACAUCUUCGCUUAGGGGGGAUCCCUCCAGCCCCCCACUUCCUCCCCCUCCCACCACCCCUGGACCAAGGGGCCAUCCCCAGGAUGUGCUGCCCCCUCCUCCCCUCCCUGGCAUGCACAGCCGCCCCCCCAAGACCCCCAAAUGACCCCCCCUUUCCUUUGGCAGCUCCUCCCCAGCAGGCAGGGGCUUUGCUACUUAAGUGCCUUAACUUUAUGGAGGGGGAGGAAGGUGUGGGGGGGCUUCUGGCUCUAACCAACCCCCCAACAGUGAGGAGGGGGGUCUGAGGCUCCCCCUACUCCCCCUCCCCUAAACCACAGCAAGACUUGGGACCCUCUUCCCCCACUGCCUCAUGCUGGGGUGGGGGGGAUCAAACACUACUUGCCCCGGGGAGGAGGGGGGCUUGGGUUGGGACUCCAACCAGGUGUGUGUGGGGGGAGCUAUUCCUUGUCAUUCCCCCCCUCUUCACCGCGUGGGACCCUGGGGGGCCAGCAGAGCCCCCCUCCUUCCUGCAGCACCCCGAGGUGCCCCCAGUUCCCAGGGAGAGGCGAGGAUUGUGUGUCCCCCCCACUCUCAUUACCAGCACCGGGGCAGCUCCUCCCUCCCGUGAGAAAUAAAUUAUUGAACCGGC
Molecule: messenger RNA, 1839 nt
Organism: Colius striatus (speckled mousebird)
Lineage: Eukaryota; Metazoa; Chordata; Aves; Coliiformes; Coliidae
Gene: PIP4K2C
Product: phosphatidylinositol-5-phosphate 4-kinase type 2 gamma
Exons: 10
Coding region: 195-1226 (343 amino acids)
Biological process (GO): phosphatidylinositol metabolic process
Molecular function (GO): phosphatidylinositol kinase activity
Source: RefSeq, a predicted model, not a curated record